Eimeria tenella is the source of this 299-nucleotide messenger RNA. RefSeq lists its product as uncharacterized. Lineage: Eukaryota; Apicomplexa; Conoidasida; Eucoccidiorida; Eimeriidae. The transcript is spliced from 2 exons. The record is from RefSeq and is a predicted model, not a curated record. The annotation marks the transcript as partial.
GUAGGCCCUCUUACUUGCUGGAGACGACCAGCGAGCGCUCCCUCAUCUACGGGCUGCUAAACCCUAUAGUACUUCUUGCUUUCUACAAGUUUGUGGAAGAACACCGCCUGCAGCAGCUGACAGCGAUGAAACCCAUUAAGAAGUACGCAGCAGCAGCAGCAGCAACUGCAGCAGCAGCAGCAACUGCAGCAGCAGCUGCUGAUGCUGCUGCUGCAGCUAAAAUGGCAGCAUCAGCAGCCGGAUUAGCAGCAGCAGCAGCAGCAGCGCAUCACUGCAGUGGCUUGCGUGUCUACUAUUAG